UAUAGUAUACGUAACGCGAACUAUUAAUUUUCAGUACUUGCAGUGAAUAACGAAACAGAGCCUAUAUUUAUAUUCGAAGUAAAAAAAAAUGAAUGUAACGAGGAACUGUCCUUAUUUGCGAUGCAUUUUUUUGCAGAAAUGUGGACAUUGUGGCUGGGUAAUUACUGCCUUGAUUAGGAAAAAUAUUAAAGAUCAUAACUGUUUUAGCUUAUUUGAUGAAGCCACUCAUGUGUUGUGCUCUGAUGGCAACAGCAUAUUAAUGUUUGACAAGGACAAGUUUGUCAGUGCUUCGAAUGAUGAAGUAGAAGAAUUGCAACAGAGUUAAAGAUCAAAUACAAAAGGUAAGAUGACGAAGACUGUGAAGUCCGGAGGGAAACAAAUCGAAAACGAGUACAAUGAAAAACUGAUAGCUGCAGUCCAAGAACGGCCACCAUUAUAUGAUUGCCGAUUGCCUCUAAAAAGUCGGAAUAAUCUUAAAAAAGAAGCAUUGUGGAAAGAGGUUGCGAAUAUCGUACAAGGGGACGAUGACUGUGAUAGAGUCCGUAAAAGAUGGACGCAAUUGAGAGACAGCUAUGUGAAGGCAAGGCGUAAGAAAAGACAGUAUAUCCCAAGUGGAUCAGCAGCUGCAGCAGCUGACGAAUUGAAAAAUACGAAAUUCUCGUUUACUUGGUUCAACCAAUUGCAAUUUCUUGACGACGUACUGCAGCAAGUACCCACUGACAGUAAUUUUGAAGAUAACACUGUUUUUGAUAUUGAAGAAACACAUAUUGCCUGUGAAGAACACAGAGCAAGUUCCGAGAUUUCCAUUUCCGAAACAUCAAAUAUUUCUGUAAGUAGCCAAUUUGGGUCUACCGACGAGCCUUUACAUUCAAAACUUAAUCAACGAGCUUCAAAAAAAAGAAAAAUUGCCGAUGAGGAUAGUGACAUAAAAAAAGCAAUUCUUGCUGCUCUUGAUUCGGAACCACAGUCAAAACAGGACGCUGUUAAUGGAUUUUUCCUACAAAUUGGAGAUCGAUUACGAGCUCUUCCGGUACGCGAGAGACAUGCAUUUGAAGUUCGGAUCUUAUCGCAACUAUAUGACCUAGAAUCAGAACUAUUUAUCGUUUAAAAAAUAUAUUUAGGCGAAUGAAAAC
Messenger RNA from Cyphomyrmex costatus, 1133 nucleotides. RefSeq lists its product as uncharacterized. NCBI's taxonomy places the organism in Eukaryota, Metazoa, Arthropoda, Insecta, Hymenoptera, Formicidae. Gene Ontology annotation, molecular function: DNA binding. The coding region runs from base 347 to 1108 and encodes 253 amino acids. The record is from RefSeq and is a predicted model, not a curated record. Gene Ontology annotation, cellular component: transcription regulator complex; nucleus. Gene Ontology annotation, biological process: regulation of transcription by RNA polymerase II. The transcript is spliced from 6 exons.